Molecule: messenger RNA, 2576 nt
Organism: Priapulus caudatus
Lineage: Eukaryota; Metazoa; Priapulida; Priapulimorpha; Priapulimorphida; Priapulidae
Product: ninjurin-2-like
Exons: 5
Coding region: 35-364 (109 amino acids)
Biological process (GO): tissue regeneration; cell adhesion
Cellular component (GO): membrane
Source: RefSeq, a predicted model, not a curated record
UCCCGGCGAUCAUGAGGACCAGCGGUCAUCGGCGAUGGGCGGAAACGGAACCGGAUCCAUCGUCGUCCCUCCCGGUGUGCUGGCGCCUAUCCCGGGUGCUAACUCGUUCCCGCAGACGGCAAACUUUGAACUGUCGCACUAUGUCACCAAGAAGGUCGUCAGUCAAGGAAUGCUAGAUGUCGCGCUGCUGAUGUCAAACGUGUCACAGAUCAAGGCUCUCAUUGAUACGGGACCCAAACAUGGCUACUUCUACUUCCUGAUGACCAUGGUCAGCAUCUCAUCAUUCUACAGAUUGGCGUCGGCAUCAUCUUCCUGCUGCUGGGCCGGAAGUCGAUCGUCCGCGUGGAACACCAGGUGGCGCUAAACCGCCUCAACAACAUCGCCACGGUGUUCGUGUUCCUCAUCACCGCCGUCAACAUCUUCACGGGAGCGUUCGUGUGGGCAUGCAGCGUCCUAGUUAACUCCUUGACAACGCGGCAGAGGAAGCCAGCGAGGCGAUCAAAGCCACAACUCCAGCUUUGUGAUUACCGUCCUUGGCAAUGAUGUAGAGAGACUAUAGCAACGCUGCAGACGCUAGCGGCCCUAGCAACGGUGAUGAUGGCAGUAACCCUGACAACGCGGGACAUGCUGCAAAGAAAGCCAGCGAGGCGAUCGAAGCCACAACUCCAGCUUUGUGAUCACCGUCCUUGGCAAUGAUGUAGAGAGACUAUAGCAACGCUGCAGACGCUAGCGGCCCUAGCAACGGUGAUGAUGGCAGUAACCUUGACAACGCCGUGCAUGCGGCAGAGAAAGUCAGCGAGGCGAUUGAAGCCACGAUGCUGGGGUUGUGGUUGCAGAUGCUCGCAAGACGCUGGCGUUCCUGGUAACGACGUAGCAGCCCUAGCAACCCUGCAGACGCUACUUACUUUAUCAAUGCUGCAGACGUCAGUAACCCUGGCAACGCGGCAGACGACAUCGUGGCCCUAGCAACGACGUAGCGGCCCUAGCAACAUCACAGACGCCAGAGACCGUAGCGACAACAUCGUGGCCCUGGCAACGCUGCACAGAUGGUGCCGAUCCUAGCAAUAAUAUAGCGGCCCUAGCAACGACAUGGCGGCCCUAGCAACGCCGCAGACGCCAGCGAUGAAGCUGCCCGCAGCCAUUACUGUGGCGGUCGUGAUCGGAGGUCCGUGCUGAUCGAUGAUCAGUGGCUUGUGAUCGGUAAUCGAUAGCCAGUGAUCGAUAAUCAGUGGCUUGUGAUCGAUGAUCAAUAUCUUGUGAUCGGUGAUCAAUAGCAUGUGAUCAGUGAUCGAUGGCCUAGCUGAUGGAUGAAGACCACCACACGUUAGGUUUUUUCUUGUCUGCUCUCGCGAUCAGGUGUUGAGACGAGAUAGCAGAGAGAACAACAACAUUCGCUCUUCAUAUAUCGCUCUAAAAUAUUAUAACCCAGAGAGCUCUGAAGUAUAGUGGCCAUAUCAUAUCAUUAACUAUCAGAGGAAAAAUCACAGUUAGUGAUAAUCAUGUUCCUGAGUGAAGAAUUUAAUGGCCAGUUGGGCCGCCACGAAGUUCAUGUUUUUUUUAAUAUAUGCGCGCAGUUACUCUUGAGCUUGUUUUUUUCCCUGAGUACUUUAUUAUAUCUUUAGUUAAUACUUACAUAUAUUUAGUACUUUAUUAGUAUUAUUAUUAUUAUAAUUAAUAUUUAUUAUUAUUAUUAUUUAUUAUUAUUAAUAUUACGAUUUUAUUCUCAAUGAAGGAAUUUUAGGGACAGCGCAUGAACUAUUUUUACGGUUCGUGUGUUCGUGUAUCUUUUUUAGCCUAAUGUAAGUGAUUGUGCAAGAUUCUCUGUGCUUACAGGCUUAUGCAUAUCAUUAAUUUAUGAGUUAGAUAACUCAUUACACCCCCCCACCCCCCACACACAAUAAGCUUCAUAUGAUCAGGAGUGAAUGAAAACAAAUGUUUGUUUUGAUAUCAACUGAGGAAUAUAUUAAUAUAAAAUAAUAAUAAUAAAUAAUAAUUAUAUAAAUGAUUUAUAUUUUGGUAUAUAACCAGGUAAGCGCUUGGAACCGAAUCUCGCACACCAUGUGAUCCCCAGCUCGACCAAUCGAAAUGUGCGAUCGAAAACUGUGUUAUUCCGAGAUCGCAACAUCGCUAGAAACAUGGCAAUUAUUUAGUUCAAUCGUUAAGAUUCAUGAUCAAUAACAUAUCAAUAAUUCAGAUAUACCUCGCGCUCUCCCUCUCGAUACGCAGUGGAUACCCGUGCACGCACGCUGUAACGUGGUAGACUCACAUAUAUCCGUUGUUCAAUGCAAUAAUCAUAUACCGAGAGAAAGCGAAAUGCAAGAACGAAAAACUCCAUACUUCUGUGUCCAGUGUGAAAACUGUGUCGUUCACGAUAGAUAUUGAACUGAUCGUGUGUGAGAUUGUGUAUUUUUCUAUCAAGAUAAACUACUAUCAGGACGAAUACUGAGGGAGGAAGGAGGGCAUAGGAACCUCAUUUUGAACUCCCUUACUGUAAUGUAUGGGAUAAUGAAAACCGUUUGUAUGGAUUGCCUUAUUACUGACUAAUAAAUGUAAUGCAUAUGUGUGUUGGAAGUCAA